Molecule: messenger RNA, 892 nt
Organism: Colletotrichum navitas
Lineage: Eukaryota; Fungi; Ascomycota; Sordariomycetes; Glomerellales; Glomerellaceae
Product: acetyltransferase
Exons: 1
Coding region: 189-761 (190 amino acids)
Molecular function (GO): acyltransferase activity, transferring groups other than amino-acyl groups
Source: RefSeq, a predicted model, not a curated record
GCUUGCCGCGGGAUCCGCCGCCCCGGUAUUAUCACUGUCACUCUGGCAUGUAACAUAACACGAACAAUCAGCCAAAUUCAUAUUUGUGACAUCGCAACGACACCAGCAAGGCAGGAAAUACCCUUUCUUUCAAACCAGACCGGCGUCGGGCGAGAGCGCCACGCCACGCCACGCCACGCGCGACGACCAUGGCUUCUUCGCAAGACCUUCCGGCCCCGAUCCUCACGCUCGAAAAAUGCCUCGUCAGGCCAUACCACCUCAGCGACGCCCCAGCGCUCGCCCGGGCCGCCGACUCCAAGGCCGUCUUCGCCCACCUGCGGAACCGCUUCCCGCACCCGUACACCCUCGCCCAUUCCGAAGGCUGGAUCGCCAUGAACCAGGCCCCGCCCAUUUUCAACUGGGCCGUCGUGUGCCCGACCUCCGGCACCGCCAUGGGCAGCAUCGGCCUCGUCCCCGGCGAGGACGUGUACUCGAGCAGCUACGAGCUUGGGUACUGGAUCGGAGAGGAGUUCUGGGGCAGGGGCGUGAUGACCGAGCUCGUGCCCGCGUUCGUUAGCUGGGUGUUCUCCGGCAUGAGCGUGGGGUCGGGAGGGGCGGAGAGGGUCUGGGCGGGCGUGUUCUCGGAGAACGCGGCGAGCCAGAGGGUGCUGGAGAAGAGCGGCUUCGUCUUCGAGGGGCGGCUGAGGAGGGCCAUUGUGAAGGAUGGCGUGUGUAUGGACGAGCUCAGGUAUUCCGUCGUCCGGUCCGACCUGCAGGUGUGACAAGUUUCGAUGCGCGAGGUCACAAAGUACUAUCGGGUCCGGCGUACGGAUGCCCCCAAAAAAGAUCUGGGACGUGGGGGAGGGGGGUUGGGGAGCAGGCGGCAAGCUGCUGUCUGGAGACUUGCUGUGCC